AUGAAAUUUGAUCUUUUAGAUGGUUGUGCGUUCGGAACAGCGCGAGAGAUGAGUCGCCCAACUAGGAUUGGCGAAGUGGGCAAGGUGCUAGAUUUCGGAGCUGGACCUACAAUCCAUGUUGCUGCAUCGUUUAGAAAUACAGCUUCAGAGAUCUAUUUGGCUGACUACCUUCCACAAAACCGAGAAGAACUAAACAAUUUUUCAAACGGUUUUCACAGGAACUUCAACUCAUUUCUACGCAAAAAUCGGAUUUUUAGAUCUAUCUGGCUGACUACCUUCCGCAAAACCGAGAAGAACUAG
Molecule: messenger RNA, 300 nt
Organism: Cylicostephanus goldi
Lineage: Eukaryota; Metazoa; Nematoda; Chromadorea; Rhabditida; Strongylidae
Source: the annotation of a GenBank genome assembly